CGCAAGCGGAUCUCUCGCUCGUCAUGGAAGGAAGACCAUCUAUCAUGUUGUCUUUCUAUUCUCUCAUAGACCUACCCGGUGAUAUACAUAUAGCGCCAUGAUUCCUCCGUUCGAAACCACCUUCGCAGUGCCUCUCAGCUGUGAAUCGUGCGUCAAAGACGUGUCAACGUCCUUGUACAAGCUUCCCGGCAUUCAAAAUGUUUCGGCCGAUCUUCCAAACCAGCUCAUCUCAGUGAAUGGCACUGCCGCCCCUUCGGCCAUUGUCGCCGCCAUACAGGAUACUGGUCGCGAUGCCAUCCUACGAGGCUCGGGCAAGUCCGAAAGUGCUGCCGUCUGCAUCCUCGAAACACACUCCUCUUCCGUGACGGACCAGGUACGCGGUUUGAUCCGCAUGGUUCAAGUUGCUUCCAACAUGACCAUCAUCGAUCUCUCCAUCCGCGGCCUUUCUCCUGGCACAUACCACGCGACCGUACGUGAAACUGGCGACAUCUCUCGUGGUGCCGAAAAGACUGGUGGCAUUUGGGAUAUGUUACGCGCCAAAGAGGAGGGUAAGCCUGAAUCUGCCAGGGGUGUCUUUGGUACUGUCGAGGUCAACAAGAGUGGCAUUGCCUCGGUCUUCCUCGACAAGUCUAUUCAGAUCUGGGAGAUGAUUGGCCGCAGCAUAGUUGUCUCUAGACAGCAGGAUGGCAAGUUCGACAAGGAGGACCCUGACACUCUUGUUGGCGUCAUUGCCAGAAGUGCUGGAGUCUGGGACAAUGACAAAACUGUCUGCUCAUGCUCGGGCAAGACUGUGUGGGAAGAGCGGACGGAACAAGUCGGGAAAGGCAUGCUCUGACCUGCUCUCAGCGAAGAAGAGUCCCGCAUGUUCAUACGCCGGCAUUGGAUCUACCUGGAGGACGCCCGUCCUGAUUUGUUCCGAGGAUUACGAGUUAUGAUAAUGCCAACACAGCAUGCACUUAGGGUUGACAGGACACCUCUAUUUGGAAACACACCG
Molecule: messenger RNA, 994 nt
Organism: Aureobasidium subglaciale EXF-2481
Lineage: Eukaryota; Fungi; Ascomycota; Dothideomycetes; Dothideales; Saccotheciaceae
Exons: 2
Coding region: 98-835 (245 amino acids)
Biological process (GO): removal of superoxide radicals
Cellular component (GO): cytoplasm
Molecular function (GO): copper ion binding; superoxide dismutase copper chaperone activity
Source: RefSeq, a predicted model, not a curated record